Molecule: messenger RNA, 918 nt
Organism: Batrachochytrium dendrobatidis JAM81
Lineage: Eukaryota; Fungi; Chytridiomycota; Chytridiomycetes; Rhizophydiales
Exons: 7
Molecular function (GO): ATP hydrolysis activity; ATP binding
Source: RefSeq, a predicted model, not a curated record
AUUGAUGAGCGACUCAAAAAUAUCGAUCCGCAAAUGAUAGAGACAAUCAGAAAUGAGAUUAUGGAUCAUCUUCCUCAAGUAUCAUGGGAUGAUAUUGCAGGCUUGGAACAUGCCAAGAAAUCUAUUCAGGAAAUUGUUGUAUGGCCUAUGCUAAGACCCGAUAUUUUUACUGGGCUUCGUAAACCUCCCAAAGGCUUGUUGCUUUUUGGUCCUCCAGGAACAGGCAAAACAAUGAUUGGUAAAUGCAUUGCCAGUCAAGCCAAAGCAACUUUUUUCAACAUCAGCUCUUCUUCACUCACUUCAAAAUGGGUGGGCGAUGGCGAAAAAAUGGUUCGAGCACUGUUUGCUGUUGCUCGUGUUCACCAGCCUAGUGUGAUUUUUGUCGAUGAAAUCGAUUCUCUACUGACACAAAGAAGUGAAGGAGAAAUCGAAUCCACCCGACGGAUUAAAACUGAAUUUUUGGUUCAAUUUGAUGGAUGCGGAACAGAUGGGGACGAUCGUAUUUUAAUGAUUGGUGCAACUAACCGACCUCAAGAGAUUGACGAAGCAGCACGUCGUCGAUUUCGCAAGAAAUUGUAUAUUCCGCUACCAGACGGAUCGGCUCGAGAAAAGAUUAUGGAAACAUUGAUGUGCAAACAGGUUCAUGCACUCACACCCGAGAUGAUUCAAGAUAUUGUCACACGAACAGACGGAUACAGUGGUUCAGAUAUGGAUGGCUUGAUUCGUGAAGCUGCGUUAGGCCCAAUUCGGGAUAUUAAGGAUAUUGCAUCGAUAAAUGCGGAUGAUGUAAGACCAAUGCUACACCAAGAUUUUCUGUGUGCUCUUACUCAGGUGCGGGCAAGUGUAUCAGAAAAGGAUCUAGAGUUUUAUAUCGGAUUCGAUAAAGAAUAUGGAAGCAGCUCCUUCCAGAAAAGUUGA